AUGCAUCAAUUUAGCAAGGACCCCAAGUUCCAUUUUGAGAUCCUCCGCGCUCUAGCCAUGGCGCCCUACGAUGGCGCGGACAUCGACGAGUGUCUCGUGGCUGCCAAUUCCAUCGUGCCUGGCGACUUUGAGAGCUUCGCGGCGGCAUUUGUGGGCAUUGCAAACACAGUCUACGAGCGAGCCUUGCGGGUUGUCAAAACCAGGUUUCCCAUAUCUGCGCGAACCGCAUUUUUCAGCGCUGCCACGUACUUCCGGAGUGCCGACUUUUACCUACACGGCAAUCAGGAGGACCCUCGAAUUAUGGACUAUUGGGCUAAGCAGACGGAUGCGUUUGAUCAGGGUCUCGCUCUUCUCUCGCCUCCGGGCACAAGGUUCAACAUCAAAACUCCUGAAUUUGAUGUCCCCUGCAUCUGGAUGACGCCAGAUCAUGAGGUGAAGCAACGGCCGACCAUCAUCAUGGGCAACGGCUACGACGGAUCUCAGGAAGAAAUGUAUCACGUCGCGGGUCUGGCUGCGCUGGAGCGAGGCUACAAUGUCCUCACCUAUGAAGGACCCGGGCAGCCAUCACCACGUCGGUACCAAAACAAGGGUUUCAUUGCGGAAUGGGAAAAGGUUGUCACGCCCAUCAUGGACCACGUCCUCAACAUGACGGAGUGGGUCGAUCCGAACGCCGUCGCGCUCUAUGGCCUCUCUCUAGGAGGCUAUAUGGCCCCGCGUGUAGCCGCGUUCGACCACCGCUUCGCCGCAAUCAUGGCCAUGGACGGUGUAUGGGACUUUGGCGCUGUUGUCCGCCAUGACUUUGGCCCCGAUGCUAUGAAGAUCCACGCCUCGGGUGAUAAGGCGAAAUUCGACCAGCUCGCUCGGCAAUAUCUGAGACCAGGCGUGCCCACUGGUCGCCGCUGGGGUCUCGAGCAAGGCCUGUGGGCAUUCAAUACAACUUCCCCAUUCGAUUUUGUUACCGAAGCGCAGAAAUUUACGCUCGCAAAAGUUGCCCACCUGAUUCGAACCCCUGUGUUUGUUGGCGAUGCCGAAGAUGACAUCUUCUUCAAGGGGCAGCCGCGGCAGUUGGCCCAGGCGAUUGGAAAGUGGGCUACUUUGUAUCAGUUUAAAACCAAGGACAUUAUCGGAACGCACUCAGGCAUUGGGGCGUUGAAGCAGCAUAACCAGGUUAUUUACGAUUGGUUUGAGGACAUUCUUGACGGGGACAACUAG
Molecule: messenger RNA, 1212 nt
Organism: Metarhizium album ARSEF 1941
Lineage: Eukaryota; Fungi; Ascomycota; Sordariomycetes; Hypocreales; Clavicipitaceae
Product: 2,6-dihydropseudooxynicotine hydrolase
Exons: 1
Coding region: 1-1212 (403 amino acids)
Source: RefSeq, a predicted model, not a curated record